This is a messenger RNA of Jaminaea rosea, 1869 nucleotides long. RefSeq lists its product as hypothetical. Gene Ontology annotation, cellular component: nucleus; nuclear origin of replication recognition complex. Lineage: Eukaryota; Fungi; Basidiomycota; Exobasidiomycetes; Microstromatales. Gene Ontology annotation, biological process: DNA replication initiation; DNA replication. The coding region runs from base 1 to 1869 and encodes 622 amino acids. The transcript is spliced from 4 exons. The record is from RefSeq and is a predicted model, not a curated record. Gene Ontology annotation, molecular function: DNA replication origin binding.
AUGCCCGCAGCGGUUGGUACGCCAAGAAAACGAUCAAGACAGGGGGAGGCAGAGGGCACGAAACAGCCUUCUUCGAGUAGGAGAGGCGCCAAACGUUCGCGACAAUCGAAUGGCCAUGAGGUCUUGGAUGAUGACGAUGAUGUUGCAAACGAGCUCCUCGACCUCGAUCACGGCGAUGACGACCGCGACGCAGAAAUUUCGCAACCUGCGCUUGUCCGUCUCGACAAAGCAAAGCUCACGAUCGGCCUCGACAGGAAACGUCAAGAAGUGCUGAAUCGCCUCUCAGGUCAUGUGACCACCACCGACGACCUCGUCUGCCUACAAGAGCAGGCGGUGACGCUUGAACAGACCCUCAAGGCGACUGUACAAAGGGGGGAGAGCAACAGCAUCCUCCUGGUGGGGCCGAGAGGCAGUGGAAAGGAUGCUAUCUUGAAGACGAGUCUGGCUUCGCUCGGAUCUCCAUCUUCCUAUCACCAUGUCCAAAUCUCAGCUCGGAGGUGCACGACAGAUCGCGUUGCGAUGAGGGAGCUGGCUCAACAGCUGAUCCAGCUCGGCGCUCUAUCCAUCGGCCAGGAUGACAAGCUGGACCUGGAAGAGGAAGACGAUGAGGAGCACGAAGGCGAAGAUCGCGAUGGGCGUCAGAGCGAUAUCAACAAUGUGGACGAGGAAGAUGAUGAAGAGAAGGCAGCGCUGGGUACGGCUGUCCUUUCAUCCCUUUCCAACACUACGUCUUCCAUCCUAUCGAUGCUAGCAUCUGCCUCAUCCUCUUCGACCAGCUCGUCAGCAAGACCCCUCAUCAUCACACUCGACUCCUUCGAUCUCCUGACAACGCGGCCACGACAAGCGCUCCUGUACUGUCUCCUCGACGCCGUGCAGUCGGGCUCGUAUCGGCCAGGUCUGGCCAUCGUCGGCAUGACGAGGAGGCCGGACACGACAGAUCUUCUCGAGAAGCGUGUCAAAUCGCGCUUCUCUCAUCGGAUCGUGCAGUGUUACCCUCCUAGUGCGCUCGAUGAGUGGAAACAACUUGUGGGCAAGGCGCUGAGCGCGGGCGAAGGACAAGAUGCGCAGCUUGAUGAGGCAUGGGCGAAAGAUGUUCAGACGCUCCUCGCCAGCGAUACCUUCACUGAAACCUUGCAAGCCAUGAUCGACGUCAGCAAAGAUGCUCAGCUGCUCUUCCAGUCCCUAUACCCGAGCAUAGCAUCACUGAGCCCAACAUUUCCCACCCUCUCGCCCCGCCGAUUUGUCUCCUCCCAAGUCCUCUACAAUGGCGCAAUCGACGAUCAAGACGUCCUGCACCGCCUGCCUACCAUGCCUUUUAUGCUUCUCAUCGCCGCCAAGCACCUUGAGCUGCGCGCCGAUCGGUCAGUUUUCAACUUCGAAAUGCUCCUCAGCGAGGUAACGACAUUCUCGCGAAGGAGUAGGAGGGAGAGAGAGGCGGCCGGUAUGGGUGGGCUAGGACUCAAGGCGGGGGAGGUGGUAGAGCCGACGACGCCGAGGGGACAGGCAAGGAGGCAGGCUGCAAAGGAGGUGGCCAGUGGAGCUGAAACUGGUGCCCACAAUGCCCGCGAUGAUCGACAACGAGCGAUGCUGGCUUUCGAGGAGCUGCUGUCCCUCGAGCUUUUCCUGCCAGACGCUUUCCUAUCGACCAUCUCAUUUGGACCUACGGCAGCUGCGACGGGCCCGCCUCCGCUUCCCAAAUCGACGCUCGUACCAGCAGCUAGCAGGGCGACAGUUGUGCGCCGCGAAUACCUGCGAGUACGCUCUGUGCUGGAGCCUCAUAUCGUGUCUGAGGUGGCCAAGGCGAGAGGCAAGAAAGGCACGCUGAAUACAGACAUCGUGCAGUGGGCGGUAGGUAGGACAGUCGCCUGA